GCGGCGGCGGCGGGCGGCGCCCCCGGGCAAUAUGUUCAAGAGAAUGGCAGAGUUCGGGCCUGACUCCGGCGGCAGGGUGAAGGGCGUUACCAUCGUGAAGCCGAUCGUGUACGGCAACGUCGCGCGGUAUUUUGGGAAGAAGAGAGAGGAGGAUGGUCACACUCACCAGUGGACGGUGUAUGUGAAGCCGUACCGGAACGAGGACAUGUCUGCAUAUGUGAAAAAAAUUCAAUUCAAGUUGCAUGAAAGCUACGGUAAUCCUUUAAGAGUUGUUACCAAACCACCAUAUGAAAUCACCGAAACAGGCUGGGGUGAAUUUGAAAUAAUCAUUAAGAUAUUUUUCAUUGAUCCAAAUGAAAGACCUGUAACUUUAUAUCACUUGCUGAAGCUUUUUCAGUCGGAUACCAAUGCCAUCCUGGGGAAGAAAACUGUAGUUUCUGAAUUCUAUGAUGAAAUGAUAUUUCAAGAUCCUACUGCAAUGAUGCAGCAGCUGUUAACGACGUCUCGUCAACUAACACUAGGUGCUUAUAAACAUGAAACAGAGUUUGCAGAUCUUGAAGUGAAAACCAGGGAGAAGCUUGAAGCUGCUAAAAAGAAGACUAGUUUUGAAAUUGCUGAGCUUAAAGAAAGACUAAAAGCAAGUCGUGAAACCAUCAACUGUUUAAAGAAUGAAAUCAGAAAACUUGAAGAAGAUGAUCAGUCUAAGGAUAUGUGACAAGUUGUGCUGACUUGAGUGUGUACUGAAAAUGGAAAGACUUCAGUCAUGGCAUUGUAUGAGUUCUCUUCAGUUCUGUAACUGAGACUAUGAGAAUUUCACUGGCAAAUGAUUGAAGUUUGUGGCAAUCAACUCCAAAAAUGGAAGAAAGAAGAAAGAAUGUAUCCUUGUUUUAUAGUUAAAAUCUGUGGGUACUUAACGAUUUUUUUCAAGUGGAAGUGGUCUUGAAGACCAGACUACUUUUUUUUUGAAAACUGCAUUUGAGUCGUGUAUGAAAACUUUGUAUUAAGUCUUGUAUUAGUUCAAUGUGAUUUUACAAAAUGCUGGUGUUUACUUUUUUUACUUUUUUUUUCUACUGAUUGUUUAGACAUGCAUCUUUAAAGCUAAAAAUAAAAUAUGCAGUUUUUAUUUUAA
Molecule: messenger RNA, 1129 nt
Organism: Agelaius phoeniceus (red-winged blackbird)
Lineage: Eukaryota; Metazoa; Chordata; Aves; Passeriformes; Icteridae
Gene: YEATS4
Product: YEATS domain containing 4
Biological process (GO): regulation of DNA-templated transcription
Source: RefSeq, a predicted model, not a curated record